CGGGUCCCAGUGCAGCUCUCACACACUCAGAUGACUCCUUCCCUCUAGGCUCCAAUCCACCCUAAUCUGAAAUUCAGCCUCUAUUUUGUAUAUGUUUUGGAGGAGAGAGAGCAGUUGGGGUUAGAAGGAAACCGUUCAUUUCCCCCCCUGCUCAAAUAGCAGGGAGGAAACAAAACCUAACUCAAGGUCCCAGUACCCCUUUCUCCAUAUGUCCUCACUCUCUGCCAGGGCCGAGGCUCCUGCCCAGAGGACCAAGAAGAUGCUCAGGACCAGCCUGCCUCUGGUGUAAUCCUGCGCCCAGUUUCCAGUGUUCGUUUAGGAAGUAUGCAGCUGUCUUGAUGACAGUUCAUUUUAUUCUCAACUUUUGGGAUAUAGGAUGUCACCAUCCCUUCCCUUUAGGAAGUGCUGCCUGAGUGUCUCUGACAUCUCAAGAGAUGACGAGGGCCCUUCCUUUGUCCAGCAGGGACAGUAAAGGCAGGACUUUUAGAAGUGUAUUUUUCAAAGUCUGUAGUAAGUUAGUGACAUUUACUCUUCAGAAUCAAAUCAGUCUUAUGAUAUUCUAAGAACUCUUCAAAGUUAAAAAAAAACCCAAAUAUUUUCCUUUGUAGUUUCUAUGAUGCUUAUAAUACAGAAGAAGUUACACAAUGCUUUUUUCAGACAGGUGUGCAAUGGGGUGAGAAUGCAAAAUUCUAGGUCUCCAAGAACUGUUAGUUCUGUCUAAGAAAAAUAACUAAAACUCACCUGAUUUGUUGGCAGAGGAAAGUCUGAACACUUUGACAGUGUUCUCUGCAGAAGGAAUCCAGGCAGAAAAGUUUUGAGGCAGAUGCUGAAAAAUUUUCCUCCCCACAUCACAGGUCUUUGAUUGGCAUCGCCUGAGCCCCCUUACCUGGGCCCUCCUCACUAGGCGGACUCGGCAGCUUGGAGAACAGAAAAGGACGACUGCUUUUUUGUUGCGUAAACUAAUGACAGUCUCCAGUGGAGGGGGCCUUGAAGAGUCAUCCUUUGUUGACCCCCCAAAAUGUGCGCGGAAAGCGGAGCACAGAACAGGGCUGACUCAGUGCCUCCUUGAGAAGCAGAGAACUCCUGUGUCGCAAGAGAACGUUGUCAGUUCCCUCCUCGACAUGGGUUUCAGUGAUGUCCAUGUUAAUGAACUGCUCAGCAUACAGCCAGGUACCCACCCUCAACAGAUGCUGGACAUCAUUUCAGAAUUAGUACUUUUGGGUCUGAAUCCAGAGCCUGUGUAUGUGGCCUUGAAGAAAAGUCCUCAGUUAUUGAAACUGCCUGUGAUGCAAAUGAAGAAGCGCUCCAGUUACCUGCGAAAGCUGGGCCUUGGAGAAGGGAAGUUAAAGCGGGCACUUUACUGUUGCCCUGACCUUUUCACCAUGCGUCAGCGGGACAUUGACGUCAUCGUCAGGGUCCUGAAGGAGAAGUGCCUUUUCACUGUGAAGCAAGUCACCGAGAUUUUGCACAGGUGCCCGCAUGUUCUUCGGGAGGACCCUGGUGAGCUGGAAUACAAAUUUCAGUAUGCCUAUUUCAGGAUGGGGAUUAAACAUGUGGACAUUGUGAAGACGGAUUUCUUGCAGUACUCCAUGACCAAGACCAAGCAGAGGCACGUGUUCUUGGAGCGACUGGGCCGGUACCAGACCCCUGACAAGAAGGGGCAGACACAGGUCCCCAACCCUUUACUUAAGGACAUCCUCCGAGUUUCGGAAGCUGAGUUUCUGGCCAGAACAGCGGUGUCUUCUGCUGAGGAGUUUGAGGUUUUUAAGAAGCUCUUGGCCCGGGAGGAAGAGGAGUCUGAGGGCUGCAUGGCUGACGAGGAGGAGGAGGAGGAGGAGGGCAGGGAGGAGGAGCAGGAGCUGUGACGGACGGACUGGAGUGAACAGAGCCCAGAGAGGUGGAGGGGUAUCUUAAUUUCCUCAAAGCUUUUGGGAACUUCACUUCAUUCUUCUCAGGUUAUUUUUUAUUCUUAAACUGGUCUUUUGAUGAAAAAUGUUUAGAAAUCACCUGAGAGGUAGACAGGCCAAACUAAGCGGCAGAUGCUUUGGCUUGAUCAGUCAGGUUCGUUGUGGAGGGCCCUGCGCCAUCCUGAAUCACAGACUGGGACCUCCUGAAGUCAGGGGGCUCAGUGCAUCAGAGUCUGGUUUUACUGUUUCUUGGUCAUCUGUGUUGGUGAUAAUUCUGUGACAGUGUGGGGAUGUUUCUUCUGGUUCUAGAGUCAUUUUACAUCCUUCUAGUGACAAAGAGUUAGGAGAAGACAGUGAAGCUUUAGUACAUCACAACAGUUUAUUUUAAUGACAACAAGUAGCAGAUUUUCCACAAAAAUACUCAUGUUUUUAAAUAAAAAAUAUUGCUUUGUAAUUGCGUUCAGCGUACAGCAGAGUAAAAGAAAGUUGACUGGUGA
This is a messenger RNA of Odocoileus virginianus texanus, 2404 nucleotides long. The record is from RefSeq and is a predicted model, not a curated record. Lineage: Eukaryota; Metazoa; Chordata; Mammalia; Artiodactyla; Cervidae.